AUGGCGAAAAGAACAGCCGAAAGAACAGAGGACAACGGUGAAACGAAAAGGUUGGACACAAACUUUACCCACGAGGAAAUCAAGUCGUUUUUGAACGCUAAGAUCUUUACAAGCGAUUUUCAAAACCAAUUGGAAAAUGACAUCAAAAACAGCCAACCGUACAGAUGGGGCACUGUCACAGAGCUUAUGGAUGACACAUUGUUGAGAAACGUCCGCAAAGAAGUUUUGUCCGAGAUUGCCUUCACGAAAAAGGAGACCGACAUUUACAAGGUUUAUCAGUCUGGUGAUUUGGCAAACUUGUCUGGGCUCGAUUGGGAUGACUUAUCCAGACUUCCAUCAUUGUACAAGUUACGAGCAGCUAUCUACUCUCAAGAGUUUCGGGAUUUUAUUUCGAAAGUUACGGGGUGCGGUAAGUUGAGUGGAUCUAAAACUGAUAUGUCCAUCAACACUUACACCAAAGGAUGCCAUCUUUUAACACACGACGAUGUGAUUGGAUCUCGGAGAGUCAGCUUUAUUCUCUACUUACCAGACCCUCAGUUCACUUGGAAGCCACACUAUGGAGGUGCGUUGAGAUUAUUUCCUGCAAUUGUCCCUAAUGUUCCUCAGGCGGACUUCAGUGCCAAGUUGGUUCCCCAGUUCAACCAGAUUGCAUUCUUCACUGUCCAACCAGGACUUUCCUUCCACGACGUUGAAGAAGUUCGUGUUGAUAAACAAAGAUUGUCCAUCCAAGGGUGGUUUCACAUUCCCCAGCCAGGCGAGGAUGGCUACAUUCCUGGUGAACAAGAGGAGACUGAAGCUAAAAGCACCUUACAGCAAUUGCAAAGUAAGGAGUUACAGGAAUACGAUUUCCCCAAGCCAUUCAGAAAUGACAUUCCUGCCGAGGAGCUCAAGAUUUACGAUGCAUUGGACCCCGCUGGGCAUUUCACUGCAGAAGAAGAGGCGUACUUAGCUCAGUACAUCAACCCCAUUUACUUGGGUCAAACUGCGAUUCUGAAGUUGAACUCAACGUUCGCCGAAGAGUCUGUGCUAGAGAUCAAUCUGUUCUUGAGAGACGAAUAUGCGCAUUUGCUUAGAGAGACGCUUCGGAGAACUGAGUUGGAGAACAAAGUACCACAGGUUGCUAGCGAAAUCCACAGUCCGUGGAAAUGUGCGGUGCCUCCCCACAAGCAACGGUACAUGUAUAUUGAUGGCAAGUCGUCUUUUCCUCUCACCGAAGAGUCUAUUAGACACGUGAACCACAUUGGUCCACAGGAGUUGCCAAAUUUUGAGCUUGCAAAGCAAUUGAGCCCACAAGAAACCGAGCGCAAGAUACUUGAGUUGAUGGGUCUCAUGAAGUCUAUCGCCUAUAGAAAGUGGUUGAUCUAUGUUACAGGACUCGUUCCUACCAGUGACCAAAUCCUUGCCAGGAAGUUUAGACCAGGUCACGAUUUCAUCUUGGCCACAACAACCGACAAGAACUUGGCUAGAGAAAAUACACCUGAAUUGAAUGUGUUGCUAGAGGCAACUCUUGGUCUUACACCCACAGCGGACAAUCCAAAAAAUUGGGAAUCGGGCGAAUUUGGUGGCUACGAGUUAUGUAUGGCCAUGAAUGGUGCCGACAAUGACUCUGAGUUCGAAGACGAUGAUCCAGCUGUGUACCGAACCAAUGACCCUAAUGAUGAUUCCGUAUUGUUUACAAGCCAGUGCAAGUGGAACACUUUGAACCUUAUGUUAAGAGACCCUUCAGUGUUGAAGUUUGUCAAGUAUGUGAGCAUUAAUGCAAAGGGCUCAAGGUGGGAUAUUAGCGCCCAAUGGAACGUUAAAUACUUACAGGAGGAGGCAGAGGAAGAAGAAGAGGAAGAACAAGAGGAGAAAGACAAUGCAUAG
This is a messenger RNA of Clavispora lusitaniae ATCC 42720, 1866 nucleotides long. It is a transcript of the gene OFD1, whose product is annotated as oxidative DNA demethylase. Gene Ontology annotation, cellular component: cytoplasm. Lineage: Eukaryota; Fungi; Ascomycota; Pichiomycetes; Serinales; Metschnikowiaceae. Gene Ontology annotation, molecular function: L-ascorbic acid binding; peptidyl-proline dioxygenase activity; iron ion binding. Gene Ontology annotation, biological process: peptidyl-proline hydroxylation; regulation of translational termination. The record is from RefSeq and is a predicted model, not a curated record.